UGAAAAAGGUGCAGCAAAACAGCAUAGAAACAAAUGGAAACAGCUAAGUUGGUUACAGGUUAAAAGCAGCAUUAAACAGAUGGGUUUUGAGCGCGGUUUUGAAUUUAGAAUAUGAUGUGGAAAGUCUGAUAACAAAUAUUGAUAAAACUGUUCUGCAUCAUCGGGACAUCAAAAGUGAAUGUUUGAAUUAAGAACUGAGAAAACAAGUUAGAUGUAAACAAACACAGAAAGACACUAUACAACAAUAGUAACAUUUUAAAGUGUGAUCACUGAAUAUGUGGGUACUACAGUACCUAAAAAGCAUAAUAUGGGAAUAAGCAAUUGGUGUUUAUAAAAAAUAUUUUAAAAUUCUUUGUCAUUCAACAGGAAGUGCCAGAGAUUGCCUAACAGUUGGUGGGGAGUUUUACUCCAGUGGUCAGUCAGAGAUAAAUGGAGCAUCCGAAUCCAAAGCUGUUAAGAACAAGUUUCACCACAAGGGGGAGACAACCACAGGGAUGGUACAUUAGAGGAUCUACUCUUUCACAGUCACUUGUCUUUCCUUUUCACCGUGUAUAUUUGCUUUUGUAUGGUACAUGUUCUGUAUCUGUGUAGGUUCAAUAUAAUGAUGAUGAGUGUGCCGUGUGUAAGGACGGAGGAGAGCUGAUUUGUUGUGAUGGCUGUCCUCAAGCUUUUCAUCUGACCUGCCUGGACCCUCCACUCACAUCUAUACCAAGUGGCACUUGGCGGUGUGAAUGGUGCUGUGGCAACAGAGUAAAAAGAGAGAAUGCCCAACUACCCUUACAAUGUCACAGCGUCUAUGAAUGAGUUCAGUGGGAGAAACCAGUGCUCAGGCGCAGAGCUGCUCAGUAUGGGGGAGGUGUGUGGUGUUUGUCACAUAGAAGGAGGAGACCUUACUCACUGCCUCCAGUGUUUGCAGCGCUUCCACGAACACUGCCAUGACUCCAAUGUGCUUGUGUUUGCUAGAGGGAGAUCCAUCUGCUCGUCCUGCUCCCGGCCCUGGGGCAACUCUGCAGAGAGGGAGGUGGAAUCAUCCAAAGGCUUACAGCUCGCCCCAGUGGUUCAAAACACAGUAGGUCAUGAUCAGAGCUCCUCUGUCCUUGGGCCCAUCCUCCAUAAAGAUGAUCUGGACUCCAUCCUGGGAGACGGCUCCAUUGACGGCAUCUUGCAGUGGGCUUUCCACAACAUCUCUCGGCCUCUUCCAGACUCUCAAGGAUACUACCAGUGACCGGUAGACGAUCUGCGCUCAUCUAAGAGCUCUCACAGUUUGAAGUUAUACCAUGAAGUAACAAUGAUGACAUGAACAUAGCUAAUAUAAAUGGAGAUUACUGGAUAUAGUGGAGAUUAUUUUCUUGUUUCCUGGACCUGGA
Molecule: messenger RNA, 1367 nt
Organism: Sander lucioperca (pikeperch)
Lineage: Eukaryota; Metazoa; Chordata; Actinopteri; Perciformes; Percidae
Gene: aire
Product: autoimmune regulator
Exons: 7
Coding region: 764-1225 (153 amino acids)
Source: RefSeq, a predicted model, not a curated record